Molecule: messenger RNA, 1734 nt
Organism: Oenanthe melanoleuca
Lineage: Eukaryota; Metazoa; Chordata; Aves; Passeriformes; Muscicapidae
Gene: MORN4
Product: MORN repeat containing 4
Exons: 5
Coding region: 235-675 (146 amino acids)
Source: RefSeq, a predicted model, not a curated record
GCCCCGCCCGCCCCACUCCUGGGCACGCACCGGGUCCGCUGAGCAUCGUCACUCGUGUCCCGGUGGUGGGGCGUGCGUGUAUCAGUCGUGGGUGCAUGAACACACCGCGCUGUGGGUGCAUGAGCCGCGAGUGCACGGACACGGCGGGGCGCGAGUGCAUCGCCCGCGGGGACAGAGACACGGCGGGGUAUCGGUACAUCGGGCUCUUGUCCUGCUGUGCCGGAGACUGUUGCCAUGACCCUCACCAAAGGCUCCUUCACCUACUCCAGCGGGGAGGAGUACCGCGGCGAGUGGAAAGAAGGUCGCAGGCACGGCAUUGGACAGCUGACAUUUGCUGAUGGCACUGCUUACGUGGGGCACUUUGAGAACGGGCUCUUCCACGGCUGCGGUGUGCUCACCUUCUCUGAUGGCUCCAGGUAUGAGGGGGAGUUUGUGCAAGGCAAGUUCAAUGGCGUUGGAGUCUUCACCCGCUGUGACAACAUGACCUUUGAGGGCGAGUUCAAGGGCGGGCGCGUGUAUGGCUUCGGGCUCCUGACCUUCCCUGAUGGCUCCCAUGGCGUGCCCCGCAACGAGGGCUUCUUUGAGAACAACAAGCUGCUGCGGCGGGAGAAGUGCACGGCCAUCAUCCAGAGGGCCCAGGGUGCCUCCAAGUCUGCCCACAGCCUGACAGCGUGAUGGUGCCCCACAUCCCCUACCACCAGAGCAGGGACCCCCUACUUGGGCACUGCCUGGCCCUGCUGGCCCUGGAGAAGGGAACUGGCACUUCUGGAUGCCUUUCUGCCCUUCAUCCCUUCCAAGCGUCCUCCUGCCAAGCCCUUGCUGCUGGAGGGGAUGGGACCCUCUGCUCUCCACCCAAGUGCCCUGGGGCAGCCGUGGUGCCUUCUCUUUCUGGCUGUAGCCCUGGCACCUGCUGGAGCAGCAGAAGGACAGGGUGACAGGGGCUUGGCCCCUCUUUCCCCGGGAAGACUGUGGAACAGUAUGGCUGCUAGCCAGCUGCAGAGGUUGGAGAAGGGGGUAGAGACUGGUCCCUGACCCCACUGCCAGGGUGCCUUGGCUGGAAGCUGCUGACCAAGCCACGUGUCCCAGAGGGGCAGCUCCUGGCUCACUUUGCUGCCCUGGGGGCAGAGUGGGCACCCCGGGCAUACUGUGGGCUGCACCCUCAGCUCUGGGUGACUGACCAUCCCCCUGCAUGCCCAGGGUACAGUGAUACUGUGUCCUCAGAGAGCCCAGCCUGCUCUCAGGGCCAGCCAAUAGGCUGUGUUCCCCUCAUCCCUGUGCCAAUCCACCCAUCCACCCACUGCCUUGGGGACAUCAGCAGCAGCAUCCCCACCAAGAGGGACUGGGGAGUACCCAGCCUGACACAUGUCUGCUGCACGCUGGUGGAGGAUGGCAGCAAUGGUGAGCGAGCAGAAGGGUCAGCUGGAGCCUGGAAUGAGGGACACGAGCAGGGCUGUGGGGGCCAGGGCAGGGUGGGAGGGGAUAGAGGUAUGGCAUAGGGGCAGGCGUGGGGCACACAGUUCCCCACUUUGCCCCCCACAUGCAUCCUUCAUCUCCCCACUGCAUGCUCACCGUCCCCCCCGGUGCGGUCUGGCUGGCUGUGGCACAGGGUCCCGGCGCUGCAGGGACCGUGCCCUCCCUGCCAGUCUCUGUCUGCUCCGGGUCCCGUGCCUUGCUGUGACCCUGCCUUGUGCUGCUGCCUGCACGGGCCUCAGCUGAGUAAACCAUGUUGCCAAA